AGGGAAGUGGAACAGCUGCUGCCACAGUUGUGUCGAUUACAUUUUCUAUGAUACCAAGCUGUAAUUUCCUGAGUUCUUAAGAAAGCAGUGGAAUUUCACAAACUGAAGCUUACAAAGUGAACUAGAGCUGGGAGGGCUGUUGAUAUGUUCCACUAGCCUGUUCAAUGCUAUAUUUCACUCUGGGUUCUGCUGCCAUCCCAAGUCUACAAUCUCUACCGUCAGUUUGCAGGUGGCAUGGAUAUCUUCCACACGGGUGAUUUCUUCUGGAUGUUGGCACUUGCGAUCCCAAUCCUGGUGGUUCUAUUGGUACUGUGUACUGAUUGCCGUGACCCUGAUUUAGACACUCCUGCUAUUGAUGACUACCAAUACAAGCCAUCCACUAAUAUUCAUUCCCAGACUUUCAGAGUGUUGAGGCGUCCUCCCUCGCCACCUUGGUCUGCCAUCCAGUCCCAGCCAGAUUUGCAGAGCACAGGCUCUGCAUACAGCUUUUGUACUCAGGCACCUGCAUUCAUCAAAAUUGAGGAUAAUGAAAGUGUUCCCAGUUAUGAAAAUGAAGAAUUACCUUGCCCCACUGAUGAUGAUGAAAAUUAUAUUCCUGGAUACAUAGAGGUGUUGCCUGAUGUUCCAAUCACAGAACAGAGGAACAAAGAUCGUGCCUCGUCUGAAUCCAUAAUGGACCAAUAUGAAAAUGUGCCUGAGUCUCAACGGCAUUCACUUGGUGAAUAUGUGAACGUACUAGAGCCGGAACCGAUCAUACUAGAUCCUUGUUUUGUUGGCACUAGUGAUCGAGAAAGUGAAGAUGAUGUUCCAGACUAUGAGAAUGUCUGUUUUGGACUUUGAGGUUGAAAGGAGGAUUUCAAAGGAUCAGUUUUGCAUUGGUGGAUCUAUUCAUCUUUGGGAAGGAUGGAUCACCACGCAGGACACCUUCUCCUGAACAACUUCCAAUUUUGCCAUAUCCUAUUUUUUUUCUCCCUUGCACUUUGGAUGACACAUCCUGAGAAUUCCUCCCAAUUAUCAGUAGCAGUAUUUCGAUGGACUUUUCCCAAAGCAAUUCAAUGUUGCUUUUAAGUUUGGUUGACUAAUAAAGAACCAAGAA
This is a messenger RNA of Ahaetulla prasina, 1096 nucleotides long. RefSeq lists its product as uncharacterized. The transcript has 13 exons. Lineage: Eukaryota; Metazoa; Chordata; Lepidosauria; Squamata; Colubridae. Gene Ontology annotation, cellular component: membrane. The coding region runs from base 235 to 840 and encodes 201 amino acids. Gene Ontology annotation, biological process: signal transduction. The record is from RefSeq and is a predicted model, not a curated record.